GGAUUUCUUCUCUUUCCUCUUUCGUCCCUAGUUAUUCCAGCGUCGCCAGCUCAUUUGCUUCAUCUUACAGGACACGGUAGACUUCGCUUUUCUUCUUUAGUAAAGCUUGCGCCUGCAAGAUAUCUUUGGUCGCUGCUCUAUUUGGUUCUGAGACCAUGGCUACUACCACACAUGAGCCUGUUCCAGUGUGGCUCGAUUGUGACCCGGGACAUGAUGACGUCUUUGCCAUUCUCCUCGCAGCCUACCAUCCUGGCAUCAGGCUCCUUGGAAUCUCGACGGUCUUUGGCAAUGCUCCUCUAGAAAAGACAACCUGGAACGCAACAAGCGUCCUCACAGCCAUCUCCAAGCACAACCAGGUCCCCGUCUACCCAGGUGCCUCUUCCCCGUCCCAGAGACCCCUCCUGGCCACCAACGCCGAGGACAUCCAUGGCGAAUCCGGCCUCGACGGCACCAGCCUGCUGCCGGAGCCCCUCGUGCCCGCACGCACCGACCAGUCCGCCAUCGAGGCCGCCGCCGCGGCGCUGCGGUCUUGUGAGCCCGGCACCGCGUGGGUGGUGGCUACGGGGAGCAUGACGAAUGCUGCUGCGCUUUUUCAAACGUAUCCUGACCUGGUGCGACAUGUGAAGGGGCUGAGUAUCAUGGGAGGUGCGAUUGGGGACGGACAUACAAGCGCGGUGUAUGGCAUUGUGGAUGGCAAGGCAAGAGUUGGGAACUGGACGCCCUGGGCAGAAUUCAACAUCAUCAUCGACCCCGAAGCGGCAGCCUUCAUCUUCGACAACAAGGCCCUCGCCGCCAAGACGACCAUCUUCCCCCUGGACGUAACCCACCUCGUCCUGGCCCGACAGGACGUCCAGGAGCUCCUCCUCUACGGGCCGGACAAGAAAGGCAAGACGACGCUGAGAACGAUGCUCGUCGAGCUGCUGAUGUUCUUUGCCAAGACGUACAAGGACAUGUUCGGCAUCAUCGAGGGCCCACCCCUCCACGACCCUCUGGCCGUCGCCGCCGUCCUCACCGGAACACCAUGGGAGAUCCCCUUCGACCCCGCCUCCUCCUCCUUCGCCUCCUCCUCCUCCACACCCCCCAACCCGCACGAGCGCUUCGACGUCAAGGUCGUCACCGAGGGCACGCACGAGGAAGCGCAGCGCACGGGCUCGAGCUCGCAGCUGGGCCGGACGAUCGCCACGCCACUGCCUGCCGGCCAGGACGGAGUCAAGAUCCCGAGGGGCCUGGAUAUUCCCAUGUUCUGGAGGGUGCUGGAGGAGUGUGUCCAGCGGGCGGACCAGGCGAAUGAGGAGGCGGCGGCGGCUGCUGCUGCUGCAGCAGCUGCUGAUGCCAGGAAGUGA
Molecule: messenger RNA, 1343 nt
Organism: Cryphonectria parasitica EP155
Lineage: Eukaryota; Fungi; Ascomycota; Sordariomycetes; Diaporthales; Cryphonectriaceae
Exons: 8
Coding region: 156-1343 (395 amino acids)
Biological process (GO): purine nucleoside catabolic process
Cellular component (GO): cytosol
Molecular function (GO): purine nucleosidase activity
Source: RefSeq, a predicted model, not a curated record